GCAAGGGUCGGCUGUUCCCGGAUUUUUCUCCCGGACUGAGAGCAAUUUCGCGCAAUUAGCCUCUAACAGCUCUUUUAUCUGCCUGGGGGUGUGAGUCUCGCCGAAACCGAUUACCUGAUUACUUUUUAAUUACUUUAUCGAUAAUUCUAGCGCGAUUAUUACCUCUUUUCGGCAUUGCGACCCACCUUCCACGUGGUGAUGAAUUCCCUGGACGACACCUGACUUUUCGGGCAGGGAUGGAAAAUGAAUAGGAUGUCUGCCCCACUCAACUUGACAACAAUGAUUCAUUCAUUGGAUUCCAGCUGUAAUUAACGACAUCGGGAGGAAUGGUUUGCUAGUGGAGAGAUAACGGUACGUUUGAUCAUGGAAAGCAGAGCCUUUGUGAUUUACGUGAGAUAUUUGUAAACAAACAAUGGCAUAGAGGAUUCUCGAUGAACUGACUUACAGAACUGGAUUUGAUGAAUGGCAUCAGAAAUUUCAUGUUCCAGUUUUGAUCGUAAAAUCUUUCAGAUAUAAUUAAUAGCAAGUUCUUUUUCUAUAAGGAGUCGAUAGAAGAGUCAUUGAUAGAUGAAUAAUUGUGUCUCAUGAUUCAUUGAUAAAAACUAAUAUGGGAAAAAUAAGAAGUUUUUUUUCCUCUUUAUGUACAUCGUUCUGAACCCAAUUUAAUAUUUCCUUAUCUGCUGUUAUUCUGUGAUUUAAUACAAGAACUAUCAUUAAUUUUCGAGAUUUAAUAAUUUUGUAAAUUAUUGUAAGAGAAAUAGCAUCACAAAUGCAGUCUAAAAACGUAUGAAAAAUGGUCUCUUAUAAAUUUUUUGAGGAAAUAAUACAUAUUAUCUCUAAAAACAUUUUGAAGAAAACUUUGUUGUGAACGCGAUUUAAUGCAGCUAUGCUUCAAGAAAUAUUUGAUGGAAAAAAAAUAUGAUGAUGAGACUUAAUUGAACUAUUAUAUUGGCUUCAUAUAUAACAGUUUAUAUAAAUUAUUUCGAAGUUAUCAAAAAGUUUUUAAUAAAAUAAAAAUAUCCUCCUAAAAUCGCAUUGACAUAGGGGUCAAAACAAACAUAAAUACUCAUAUAAACAAAUUUCCACUGUUAUUCUAUUUAUAUGUCUUACAUCAAUGAGAAUGGAUCAGAAAAUUUUCUAACUUCUCUGCACUCUCAAAUAAUUACUCUGAAAGUAAUUCAUUAAAAUGUGGACAUUUAAUUUGUUAUAUCUCCAUCAAAGGUCUGAAUUUUCACGUCUGAACUGACAAUAAUGAGAUAUCCAAAUUUCCAAGAAGGUUUAAAAUGAAAUCUAGCUUUUGAUCUCCUCUAAGAUGGACUUAACCGGAAGAUGCCGUAUCUUUCGAAGAAUGCUCACCGCGACGCUCGUCUGUUGUUCUGUCAUGUGUUACCUCUUCUCGCAUCACCCCCUGACGAUCACAACGGGGGAGGAAGGGUCUCCGGAUGAGGGAGAGUACGACGUCCGGACGUGGCUUCCACGUCGAAUCAAGUCCGGAUCGGAAGAGGCUGCCAGCAAUGUUUCCGGAGAACUGGAACGUGUGUGGGGCAACGGCGGAACCCAAAAGCGAUUGCCCCAGGCCCUCAUCAUUGGAGUCAAAAAGUGUGGAACUAGGGCCUUGCUAGAGUUCCUGAGGCUGCAUCCGGAUAUUCGAGCGACGGGUCCGGAAACACACUUCUUCGACAGGUUUUACGAUCGAGGAUUGGAAUGGUAUAGACAACAAAUGCCUCAGAGUCUCGAAUCCCAGAUUACGAUGGAGAAAACCCCCAGUUACUUCAUUACACGGGAAGUCCCACAUCGCCUGUACAGAAUGUCACCGACGGUCAAACUCAUCGUGGUGGUUCGAGACCCAGUCACUCGAGCGAUCUCAGACUACACCCAGACUGCCAGCAAAAGAUCCAGCGGGCCUUCUUUUGAUCAGAUGACCUUUCGUAAUUCUACCAGUGGACUCGUGGAUACGUCAUGGAGUGCCAUUCGAAUUGGAGUCUACUCCAGAUUUUUGGAGUGGUGGACGAGGCAUUUCCAAAUGGAACAGAUCCAUUUCGUAUCAGGGGAGAACUUGAUUCGAGAUCCAGCAGGAGAAAUGGCUCGAGUUCAAGAUUUUCUUGGACUCAAGAGAGUCAUCACCGAUAAACAUUUCUAUUUCAACGAAACUAAAGGUUUCCCUUGCCUCAAGAAGUCCGAAGGCAGUGGAAAUCCGCAUUGUCUUGGCAAAACCAAAGGCAGGACUCAUCCGGAGAUAUCUCCUUCCACGAUAACUAGGUUAAGAGACUUUUACAGACCUUUUAACCUCAAGUUCUAUCAGAUGGUGGGGAGGGACUUUGGCUGGCUAUGACGGAACGCCAACUUCUCAAACAAAUCAUAUCAGUGAAAACUGAAAUUGUGUUAGUGAGACUACGUGAAAGAUGCCAAAUCUGAAAAGUCCGCCCUUUCCACACAUGUCCAGUGAAGACAUAAAAUCGAAAAUCCCAAAGAAAAUAUCUCAUAACGAGGUUGAGGAACUUUUAUCGACCUUUAAACUCCCAAGUUCUAUCUUGUGUUAUGGAAGGGAAAGAGGAAAUAGAGGAGGUGGAUAUGAUGGAACGCCAUUUUCGUCGACAAAUCAUAUCAAGAAGUUGGAAUUGCGUUAGCGGUGGAGUUUGCUUUACCACUUUGUAAGAGAAGAAGUGGACUGUGUAUCGUUCCAGUAACUUAAUCAGUGUGUAUCAGAGCUUGUGUCGUUUUCGUGGAAGUAAAAAUGGCAACAAAAAAAAAUGUGCACUAAAAGCAUCGCCAAAUGGAGUUUCUUUUUUGAAGGAAAAAAAGUUAAAAGAUUUUUCUAUUCGUUUUUAACUGUGGACUCCUUUUCGAAGCCAAAUUUGUAAAAUAGAAAAGGUGAUUCUUUGAAGAAUUUUACUUCUGUUUUCCCACUUUACUUGCUUAAAAUCUAGUCAGUUACCAUAGCAAUGAUGCAUUCCAUAUAUUUUAUUUUAUUUAAUAAUAUUUAUAAACGGUAUUUUAAGUGAUCCAUAAAAUUUUUCUGCAACUAUUUGUAAAUGAAUAUAUAUAUAACGAAGCAUCAAAAGUUCUUGUUAAAAUUUUCUUUUCUUUUAUUAGUGUCUUAAAAUAGCCGAUGUCUUAGGAAUCAAAUAAUAACAAUGCAUAUUUUGGAUUGAUGAUAUGGAAAAAAGUAGAGAAAAUUAUUUUUAAAUGCAUCCGCUUUAAUGUGAAACUCUGAUCGUCUAAUUUCUUUAUUGGGACGAAUAUGAUUGCAGAAGAAAUUUUGAGUAAAAAUUUCAAGACAAUAUAAGCUGUAAAACAACAGUGUGCCAAUCAAUUUCUUUUCUAUGUCCAGAAUUAA
Messenger RNA from Argiope bruennichi, 3337 nucleotides. RefSeq names its product heparan sulfate glucosamine 3-O-sulfotransferase 3B1-like. The record is from RefSeq and is a predicted model, not a curated record. Gene Ontology annotation, molecular function: [heparan sulfate]-glucosamine 3-sulfotransferase activity. Bases 1313 to 2332 code for a protein of 339 amino acids. Lineage: Eukaryota; Metazoa; Arthropoda; Arachnida; Araneae; Araneidae. The transcript has 2 exons.